AUGUUCAUCAGCAGCUUCAUUUCAACUCAUCUAGAUAUCCUCGCCGGACUGCUCGUCCUAUCUCUUCUGGCUAAGUUAGUCUACAACAGGUACGGCCAUGGCAUCUCCCACAUCCCUGGCCCUUUCUUUGCGUCUCUCAGCGACUUAUGGAGACUGUACGUCGUAUGGGGCCGGCGACCAGACAUAGACCACGUCAAGCUACACGAGCGAUAUGGCAAACUCGUGAGACUCGGUCCCAAAGCGAUAUCCAUAUCCGAUCCCGGCGCCAUCCGUCAGAUCUACGGACUAGCAGCCGGCUUCCAGAAGUCGGAUUUCUACACCGUCCAGCAGACGCUCGCCAGGGGACGACCUUUGUUCACACUCUUCACAUCAACCGACACAAGAUUCCACGCCAAGCUGAGGAGGUCUGUCAGUAGUGCCUACGCCAUGAGCACACUGGUGCAGUUUGAGCCAUACGUGGACUCGACGACGGUCGAGCUUAUUCGACAGAUUGACGAGAGGUUUAAAGACAAGCAGGAGUCUUGUGAUCUUGGCAAGUGGUUGCAGUUUUAUGCUUUUGAUGUCAUCGGUGAACUCACCUAUUCGAAGAGGCUGGGGUUUGUUGACCGUGGUGUUGAUGUUGAGGGGAUCAUUUCUAGCAUUGAGUGGAUGCUUGAUUACGCCAGCGUUGUUGGUCAGAUGCCCAUUAUUGACAGCUUCCUACUCAAGAACCCAAUCCGGCUGUUCCUCUCCCGGCUAGGCCUGAUCGGUUCGACAACCCCUAUGGUGAAAUUCGCCCGCCAGAGAUUCUCUGAACGAGUCGAUCUAGCAACAGGUCAAGAAAAGCCAUCUUCGAGGAUGGACUCCUCAUCAACCAGACGCGACUUUCUCUCUCGGUUUCUUGAAGCACACAAGAAAGAUCCCGAUUUUGUCACUAGUGAACGUGUCCUCGCAUUGACGGUUGCUAAUAUCUUUGCUGGCUCUGAUACGACUGCUAUUUCCUUGCGAUCGGUAUUUUACUUUCUCUUGAAGAGCUCGAAGGAACUUGAGCGGCUCAUGGCAGAACUCGAGGAGCAAAAGAGGACUGGCAAGUUCAAACGGACAGAUGGACUGGUCGACUGGGAAGAAGCGCGUGACCUACCCGUCUUGGGUGCCGUGAUAAAAGAAGCACUGCGAAUUCACCCAGCAGCCGGUCUAACCCUGGAAAGAAUCACACCUCCACAAGGAGUUAGAAUCUCGGACAAGUUUAUCCCCGGAGGCACCAUCAUUGGCUGCAACGCAUGGACGAUCCAUCGCGACGCCUCGAUAUUCGGAUCAGAUCCGGACCGCUUUCGACCUCUCAGAUGGCUCGAGGCGUCCCCGGACCAGCGACGUUUGAUGGAUAAUUGCCUCUUCAGCUUUGGGGCGGGUUCAAGGACUUGUAUCGGCAAGAACAUUAGUUUGUUGGAAAUGUACAAGUUGAUACCCGCUCUGCUGAUGCGGUAUAAGCUGGAGCUCCCAAGAGAAAACUCGGACUGGAAGCUACACAAUGCGUGGUUUGUUAAGCAGAGUAACUUUUACGUGAGGUUUAAGACUCGAGGCUAUAGUGCUUAG
Messenger RNA from Fusarium vanettenii 77-13-4, 1572 nucleotides. RefSeq lists its product as uncharacterized. Lineage: Eukaryota; Fungi; Ascomycota; Sordariomycetes; Hypocreales; Nectriaceae. The coding region runs from base 1 to 1572 and encodes 523 amino acids. The record is from RefSeq and is a predicted model, not a curated record. Gene Ontology annotation, molecular function: heme binding; monooxygenase activity; oxidoreductase activity, acting on paired donors, with incorporation or reduction of molecular oxygen. The transcript is spliced from 3 exons.